Messenger RNA from Toxorhynchites rutilus septentrionalis, 3311 nucleotides. RefSeq names its product septin-1 (gene Septin1). Gene Ontology annotation, biological process: cell division; cytoskeleton-dependent cytokinesis; regulation of exocytosis. The record is from RefSeq and is a predicted model, not a curated record. Lineage: Eukaryota; Metazoa; Arthropoda; Insecta; Diptera; Culicidae. Gene Ontology annotation, cellular component: cell division site; septin complex; synaptic vesicle. Bases 1059 to 2018 code for a protein of 319 amino acids. Gene Ontology annotation, molecular function: molecular adaptor activity; GTP binding; GTPase activity. The transcript has 7 exons.
UCGUCUGCAUCGACUGCAGUCCAACGUUGGUCGUCGGUGUGUAGCUUUCUGCGUAGUUUGUCCGGGUGUAGUGAGUGUAUGCGAAAACAACAGUAAUCGAAAUUGAGAUACAGAAGGACGUUGAUUCUAGUGUAAUUAAUCACAAUUCCUUCAAUCAAACCGAACCUCAGUAGUAUAUAGCGAGUAGCGUAUAAUUGUUCAGAGGCCGGAUUUCACGUUUUCCUCCGAAGUGAUACAUUUAAUUAACGGAACAAGAAGAAAACAGCUAGCGGUUCGUUCUGCUUUAUGGAAACGGCUGGAAUAUACAAAAAAUCGAUUCCAUUGUAGUUCAAGAACCGUUUUGCUGCUAAUGAUUUGCUGACAAUCGCAAUCUUUGUGCCUCAUUUGCUAUUUGCCGCAGCCGUUUGCGAAUAUUUCGUAGCGAUUGCUAAAACUGGAAAGCCUCAGGAGAACAGGCAGCGGGAAAAUGUCGACAGACUCUGGAAAGAACGUGAUUCGAGCUUUAAAUGGUCAAUAACGACGCCGGCCAAGUCCUUAAAGUUACCAGGGGAAGGAAAGGAAUGUUAGUAUGAUAUUCGCCGCCCGAAGGCCAGAAGGGUCGCCUCUAUAGCGUGGUUCCCUAGCGAAUAUCAAGGACGGGAUAGUUGUUAGUAGGGAUAGGUAUAAAUCAGGAUUCACUGAGAGAUUAUCUUCAGGUAUCCUGAGAAGGAAAACCGGACUGAAAUGGAAUAUAUACAAUUUAUCGGACGCACAUUUGCUAAUCGCUAGUCGGCGGACUUUUUAUUGUGGGAAACCUGAGAAGGGUGCGCCAUCUCAAUUCCAAUCGCAACGGCGGAGAUUUUUUUUUUUGGAAACCUGAGAAGGUAACCGACAUAACUCCUCUAAAAUCAAUCGGACUGACGAUUUAUGCUGUUAUGCAUCGCGCAUAACAGGCUGAGAGUAAUUUUUGGAAACCCAAGAAGUUCUCCAAUGUGGAAACGUCCGGUUAUGUCGGCUUCGCGAACCUGCCCAAUCAGGUACAUCGUAAGUCGGUGAAGAAGGGAUUCGAGUUUACCCUGAUGGUAGUCGGUGAAUCGGGUUUGGGCAAAUCUACCCUCGUUAAUAGCCUGUUCCUGAGCGAUCUUUACCCCGAGCGGGUAGUUCCGGAUGCAGUGGAGAAACAACACCAGACAGUGAAGCUCGAUGCAUCGACGGUGGAGAUUGAGGAACGCGGAGUCAAGCUCCGAUUGACUGUCGUUGACACACCUGGGUUCGGUGACGCGAUCGAUAACAGCGACAGUUUCAGUGCCAUUUUGGAGUACAUCGACGAGCAGUACGAACGUUUCUUGCGGGAUGAGAGCGGUCUCAACCGAAGGAAUAUAGUCGAUAACAGGAUACACUGCUGUUUCUACUUCAUAUCACCGUUUGGGCAUGGCUUGAAACCCCUCGAUAUUGAGUUUAUGAAAAAACUCCACUGCAAGGUGAACAUUGUGCCGGUGAUAGCGAAAGCGGACGUGCUGACCAAAAAGGAAAUCCAGCGCCUCAAGUGUCGUAUACUGCAGGAAAUCGAAGACAAUGGGAUCAAAAUUUAUCCACUGCCAGAUUGUGAUAGCGACGAGGACGAGGACUACAAGGAACAGGUGCGGCAGUUGAAGGAGGCCGUGCCGUUCGCCGUUUGUGGAUCAACCACUCUGCUUGAGGUUAAAGGGCGGAAGGUACGGGGCCGACUGUAUCCAUGGGGCGUUGUGGAAGUCGAGAAUCCAGAGCAUUGCGAUUUCAUUAAGCUUAGAACAAUGCUAAUCACUCACAUGCAGGAUCUGCAAGAGGUUACGCAGGAGGUUCACUAUGAAAACUAUCGCUCCGAGCGGUUGGCCAAGUCGGUGCGCAAGAACACCAAUAAUCCUACCAUCAAAGACGAAAACGGCGCGGGCGAAUUGCACGCCGACAAGGAUCGAAUCCUGCGCGAGAAGGAAGAGGAAAUCCGUCGCAUGCAGGAAAAACUUGCCCAGAUGCAGGCCAAAAUACAGGCACAAAAAUAAAGGUUACAACGUGCAAAGUGACAAUGGAUUCGGGAAAUUUUAAUCUAGAUCAUCUCAAUCCUUCCCGGGCGAAUUGCGUUUAGUGAUUUGGCUAGUUGGAUCAGUUGUGAUUUUUACCACGUAGAAACGGAUCACUACCAUAUUAAACAUACAAAAAAUCAGAAAACACAGAAACGCCAUCCCUUUACCACAAGAGCACAAGCAAAAGAAUAAAGGAAGUAGAGAUAUAGGUUAACAUUUUUGCAAUUGAUGUUGUCAUAUUUGCAACCUAAAUACACGAAAAAGAGAGAAUGACAAUGAAAAAACAGACAAACAAACAAACGAAAAAGAAUAUCGCUCAUCGUUCAUAUAUAAACCUAUGCUAAAUCAAAUUUCCGUUCUUUGAAUGUGCACAUCAACGGAUCAUGUUUUAUCCAGAGAAAACUUGAACUUUAUAACAACAAGUACAAAACAAAACAGCGUAACAACUCACGAAUUAAUACUAUCAACGACACCACUGUACACUACUAUUCAAGUAGCUAGGUUCGGUAACGGCUUGAAACCAUCACUUGUUCAAGCUAGAGUACCAUCGUGUUUUUGUUGAUCCCGGCGUUUCAUGGUGUGUUCCAGAGUAGAGAUUGAAUCGAAUCUCCUCAUUUGCCGAUAAGUGGCAGUCAAUAGACAGCAGGACAGAGUUUAAUGUAGGAAACCACAGCAUACAAUUCAAUUCAAUUCGUUCUAUUUCAUACAAUUCUUCACUAGUGUAGAUGUAUAGUCUGUCAUAUUCUAGUUUGUUCCAUCUGAGCAGAGCAAUAAUAAAGCAAGGAAAACAUUUUAUUUUUGGAUAGCUUUUUUUUUAUUAUCGAUAAUAGGACGUGAAUAUCAUAGCGGUAUUUUAGAGAGACUUGAUAAAAUGCGUUUUUUGUUUGCGAUACAUACACAAAACAAAACGAGCAUAUAUACACACGGUUAGUGUUAAGGCAGACAAGCGUUAUCAUAAAUUGUUAGUGAUACUUAAAGAAAACUAGUAGUGGAAACGAUUCUUCUCCGGUGAAGCAGAGAGCCCGUUUGAAAUGUGACACACGCGGAGUGUAUUGUGUGCAUCACAGCGCUUCGGCAUGCUUCACGUUAAGUGUCUGACUUCGAUGGCGAACGGGAACGCCAAGGAAUUAUUAUUGAGUGUAAAAGUAACCAAGAUAGCGUUAGAGAGAGAAUUAAUUGAAAUUCGAAUCAUGAAAACAGUAUAUAUUUUUUCUUACUGUAACUAUUUUUACUAUUCAACGAAAUAAAUCUCAACGGGAUCAUAAUCCAUAA